Parus major (Great Tit) is the source of this 1307-nucleotide messenger RNA. RefSeq names its product sideroflexin 1 (gene SFXN1). The record is from RefSeq and is a predicted model, not a curated record. Lineage: Eukaryota; Metazoa; Chordata; Aves; Passeriformes; Paridae. Gene Ontology annotation, molecular function: monoatomic ion transmembrane transporter activity. Gene Ontology annotation, biological process: monoatomic ion transport; serine import into mitochondrion. The coding region runs from base 200 to 1168 and encodes 322 amino acids. The transcript is spliced from 13 exons. Gene Ontology annotation, cellular component: mitochondrial inner membrane.
GGGCAGCGCGGGGCCGGCGGCCGGGGAUUGUGUGACAGCGACACAGAUUCCAGGCCUGCAAGAGACAAGCCUCCCUGCUGCAAGAUCAUCAUUUCCAGGGGAGGAACACACCAAAUAACUCCAAGGCAUUUCACUGCUAGAAGGUGUUUUGGGAAAGAAAAACUUGGCAAGUGGCUUUAACAUUUGGUAGCUUUUGAAGAUGGCAGCAGGUAUCCCAUUAGAUAUUAAUAUCAAGGAGCCCCGAUGGGAUCAAAGCACAUUUAUUGGACGAGCCAAUCACUUCUUCACUGUAACAGACCCCAGGAAUAUUUUGUUAUCUGAUGCCAAACUGGAAAAUGCAAGAAAAAUUGUGCAUGAUUACAGACAAGGUAUCGUGGCACCUGGCUUGACAGAAGAUGAGUUGUGGAGAGCAAAAUACAUCUAUGAUUCAGCUUUCCACCCAGACACUGGGGAGAAGAUGUUCGUGAUCGGCCGAAUGUCCGCCCAGGUCCCCAUGAACAUGACCAUCACAGGCUGUAUGAUGACCUUUUACAGAACAACACCAGCAGUGCUUUUCUGGCAGUGGGUCAACCAGUCCUUCAAUGCUAUAGUAAAUUACACGAACAGGAGCGGGGAUGCCCCAAUCACUGUCAGGCAGCUGGGAACAGCCUAUGUUUCUGCCACCACAGGUGCUGUUGCAACAGCCUUAGGACUUAAUUUACUAGCAAAGCGCGUCUCACCUCUUAUAGGGAGGUUUGUUCCUUUUGCUGCUGUUGCUUCUGCCAACUGCAUCAAUAUUCCACUAAUGAGACAAAGGGAACUCCAGUUUGGAAUUCCUGUCACAGAUGAGGAUGGAAAAAGACUGGGUGAUUCAUCCAAAGCAGCUCAGCAGGCAAUCACCCAGGUGGUGAUAUCCAGGAUUCUGAUGGCUUCUCCUGGCAUGGCAAUUCCUCCCUUCAUAAUGAAUACCCUGGAAAAGAAAGCCUUUUUAAAGAGAUUUCCUUGGCUGAGCGCUCCCAUUCAGGUUGGAUUAGUUGGAAUGUGUCUCGUGUUUGCAACUCCCCUGUGUUGUGCACUGUUUCCUCAGAAAAGUUCGAUGUCGGUGUCACACUUGGAGCCCGAUUUGCAAGCCAGGAUCAAAGAAAACAGCCCUGGCCUAGAACGUGUGUACUUCAAUAAAGGAUUAUAACUCAAGGAAGGCAAAGUAUCUUUCAAGGAAACACUUGUGAACUUAUUUUUUGAAUUGUGUGCCAACACAGACAAGAACACACCUUUAUCUUGUCCUUUUGUUAAACAAGUUUGAUCAUCUGCAUUAUUUUACAGUUAAA